AUGGGCAGCUUAGGAGGUGAGUUCUCAGAUGGCGGCGUCCGACCGGCGGAUGGGUCGGGGGUGGUGGGCUAUUAUUUUGCCGUCGUUGACCAGUUCCCUUUAGCUGCUGCAGGGGGGGACGGCAGCAAGGUCGGGCUGCCGGCGCUGGACGUGGCGCUCGCGUUCCCGCAGGCUACGCCGGCAUCGCUCUUCCCGCCCGCCGCCUCGGACUACUACCAAUUUGAUGAUUUGCUGACUGAUGAAGAGAAGGCACUCAGGAAGAAGGUCCGGGGUAUCAUGGAAAAGGAAAUCCCGCCCAUUAUGACUGAGUACUGGGAGAAGGCUGAAUUCCCAUUCCAUGCCAUUCCCAGCCUUGCCAGUCUCGGCUUAGCUGGUGGUACAAUAAAGGGGUAUGGGUGCCCAGGACUCUCGCUUACAGCUAGUGCUAUUUCGAUAGCAGAAGUUGCACGGGUCGAUGCGAGCUGCUCCACAUUUAUUCUAGUGCACUCCUCGUUGGCUAUGUCCACGAUUGCCCUUUGUGGAUCUGAGGCUCAAAAGCAGAAAUACUUGCCAUCUCUUGCCGAGUUCAAAACUAUUGGUUGUUGGGCAUUGACAGAGCCAGAUUAUGGAAGUGAUGCAAGCUCCCUAAGGACUGCAGCAACCAAGGUACCUGGUGGUUGGCAGUUAGAUGGACAAAAACGCUGGAUAGGUAACAGCACUUUUGCAGAUGUCCUCAUCAUUUUGGCUAGGAAUGCAGAUACGAACCAACUAAAUGGAUUUAUUGUAAAGAAAGGAGCUCCCGGUCUAAAAGCGACAAAAAUUGAAAAUAAAAUUGGACUCAGAAUGGUUCAAAAUGGAGACAUAAUUCUAAAUAAAGUAUUUGUCCCUGAGGAAGACAGAUUAACAGGCAUCAAUUCAUUUCAGGAUAUAAACAAGGUACUCGCUAUGUCUCGAAUUAUGGUGGCAUGGCAACCAAUAGGCAUAUCAAUGGGAGUUUUUGACAUCUGCCAUCGGUACUUGAAAGAGAGAAAGCAAUUUGGAGCUCCACUGGCAGCUUUUCAGCUCAAUCAAGAAAAGCUUGUCCGAAUGCUUGGCAACAUUCAGGCUAUGCUUCUCGUUGGCUGGCGACUGUGCAAGCUGUAUGAGUCAGGCAAAAUGACACCAGGCCGAUCUAGUUUAGGCAAGGCGUGGACGUCCCAGAAGGCCAGGGAGGUGGUUUCUCUUGGCCGAGAGCUACUGGGUGGCAAUGGCAUUUUGGCUGAUUUUCUCGUCGCCAAGGCAUUUUGUGAUCUGGAGCCCAUUUUCUCGUACGAGGGCACGUAUGACAUAAACAGCCUGGUGACUGGCAGAGAGAUCACUGGGAUCUCGAGCUUCAAGCCUGCUGUGUCAGCAAAGUCACGCCUGUGA
Messenger RNA from Miscanthus lutarioriparius, 1386 nucleotides. NCBI's taxonomy places the organism in Eukaryota, Viridiplantae, Streptophyta, Magnoliopsida, Poales, Poaceae. The record is from the annotation of a GenBank genome assembly.